GCUCAGGCUAUUGUUUCAUUUUUGUUGUUGUUCUUACACUCAUGCCCUUUUUUGAAAAAGGGCAGUCCACUCCAGAGCCCAAUCUGGGCCAUCUUUUGGCUGUUUCCUGUGUGAACCAUUUGCUAAAAUAAUAGGCACUCCCAGUCUCUGAAAGCAAAGGAAAUGAAACUAGCUGUGAGCCUCCUUGUUGUGAAGCAGCAAGCAUGGCAGCUACUCCUAGGGAUGUCAUUCAGGAGCUCUGUGAGGAAGCCACUUGUUCUCUCUGCCUGGAUUAUUUCACAGAUCCAGUGACCAUUGAAUGUGGGCACAAUUUCUGCCAAGGCUGCCUUACUCAGUGCUGGCAGCAAUUGGACCAGGAAGUCUGCUGCCCUCAGUGCAGAAAGUCUUUCCAGCCCAAGAACCUUGUGCCAAAUUGGCAGCUGGCAAACUUUGUGGAAAUAACCAAGAAGCUCAGGCAUCUAGGGGGAAAGGGGGCACUGGCCAAAGAAGUCAAGGGGGAAAUCUGCGAGAAGCACCAGGAGCCUUUGAAACUUUUCUGCAAGACUGACCGAACUGCCAUCUGUGUGGUUUGUGACAGAUCUCUGGGGCAUAGAAAUCAUGAGGUUGUUCCAGUGGAGGAGGCUGCCCAGCAGUGCAAGAAUCAGAUCUGCAUUCACCUGGAAUUUAUGAAAAAGGAGAGAGAGAAAAUGCUGGCAUAUGAAGCUGAAACAGAAAAGGAAUGCCAAGACUUACUUAAGCAAAUGAAUGCAGAGAUUGAGAAGACAGUAGCAAAUUUCAGACAACUGCACCAGUUUCUGGAAGAACAAGAGAUGCUUCUGCUGGCUAAGAUGGAAUUGGCGGUGAAGGAAAUCACAAAAGCAAGGGAUAAGGGCUGGAUGAGAAUUUCAAAGGAAUUCUCCUUUGUUGAGAGUCUUGUCCAGGAGAUGGAAGAGAAAUGUCAACAACCACAUAUGCAACUCCUUCAGGAUGAUAGAAGCAUUUUUCUGAGCAACAUGGAAAAGGUGACAUUUGCGUAUCCAAUGGCUUUCCCUCCAGAGCUGAAGUGGGAAAUUUGGGACUCCCGUGAAAUAAGUUCCUUUCUAGCUAGUGUCAUGAAACAGUUCAGAGAUGCUCUGAUAUCAGGACAGCAGUGGCAGAAGGCAAACGUCACACUGGACCAGGACACAGCACACCCACAACUUAUCCUCUCUCCGGACCACAAGAGUGUGAGAUUGGGAGAAAAAUGUCAAAAGCUGCCUAAGAAGGAGGAAAGAUUUACUGAGAAAUAUAUCGUGUUAGGCUGCAAAGGAUUCACAGCAGGGAGACAUUUUUGGGACGUUGCUGUAGGAAAUGAAGAGGAAUGGGCAGUCGGGGUCGCCCGGAAAUCUGUGAAGAGAAAAGGCUCAAUUGAGUUUAAUCCUAAAGGAGGAAUCUGGGAAAUGGGGAAGUGGGGUGGGCAGUACAGGGCCCCCAAUCCAUCCCCUGAAUCUCUUCUUCGCUUGGGCAAGGAGCCCAAGAGGAUCCGAGUGUCUCUGAAUAGUGCUGCAGGUGAGGUGGCCUUUUAUGACGCGGACACAGCGGCCGCAGUCUACACCUUCUCAGCAGCCUCAUUCGCAGGAGAGACUCUUCUCCCCUUCUUUUGGGUGAGGCAAAAAGGCUACCUCAGGGUUUCCUAAAAGAAAUGUACAAGUCUGCUCCAUCGACCGAAAUAGUGGGAUUGUUUUCCCAGAAGGGAUGGAUUUAAACAUUUUAAAAAAUAUAUUUGUAAUGAGCACUCUCGACAGCUUUUCCAAAAUCAGUUUUAUUGUUAACUUCCUCGAGUCAAUCUCAACUCAUGGCGACCGUAUAAAUGAGACUUCCCCAAGAUUCCCUAUCUACCACUGCUCUGCUUAGGUCCUUUAAAUUCAUGCUCAUCACCUCAUUUAUAGAGUCCAUCCAUCUAGCAUGCAACCUUCCUCUCUUUCUACUUUCCCUUCACCUUUCCUAGCAUUACUAUUUUUACCAAUGAGUCCUGCUUUCUCAUGAUGUGGCCAAAAUAUGGCAGCCUCAAUUUCAUCAACUUGGCUUCUAGGGAGAUUUCAAGCUUGAUCUGUUGUUCAAGGAUCCGUUGGUUUGUGUUUUUGUUCAUCCACAGAAUCCUCAGUGCUCUUCUCCAGAAGCACAUUUUAGACAGGAUUAAUUCUAAUCCUAUUUAGAAAAAAAUACAAAACUGUUGGGUUUUUAAAAUUCUCUUUUCCUGGAGUUCCUUCCUACCUGCGCAGUUCUGUCCUAAAAGAAACAAAAACCACUUUUAACAGUUACAAAUAGCUCAAAACGUUCAUGCACUGUUAACCUCCCAAUUAGAUUAAUUCAAUGUACUCUACUUGGGACUCAGAAACUGUUGCUAGUGCAAAACUAUCAGAGGGUCAGAGCAGACAGGCAGGAAAAGGUGGCUAGAUCCUGCAUUUCCCCAAAACGGGUCAAAAUCCCCCUGCCCAAAUGGCCUACUCCCAAGGGAGGCAAAAUGCACACAACCCAACCACAGUUUAGCAUCAACUAAUGCCAAGGCUCUCAACAACAGGGCCAUCGAUAUCUAAAGGAGCUUCCUAUAUGAGUAGGAAUUGAAGCUUGAAUGGGGAUAGAAGUGUGCUGGAGGUGUCCUCCUCUAUAACCCACCAUUGGGUGCCAGCAUGGUAUAAAGACAUGGGAAAGGGCCUUUUCUGCCCUGGCUCCUUAGUUAUGGGAUAGCCUUUGUGUAAAGUUCUGAUUGGCACGGAUGUUUUCAUUCUGGUGCCAAGUUGAAAUUUGAGUUUUCUAGGUGCAAACCAGAGAUCUCGUGGUGUAAGGCAAGAUAUAAUAAUCACAGAAAUCAAUUCGGAAGGGGUCACAAGCAGUGUUGUCACUAGGGGGAUGCAGGGGGUGCAAGGGGUUCAGACCACACCGGGAGAUGCCCUAAGAUGGGGUGAAAGCUGUCUCAAAUUGGAUUAUUUGUGCAGUGUGUUUUGGCCCAUAAUCAUCCAGACCCUUUGCCAUCUUGGUCACUCUCCUCUGAACAUGUUCCAGUUCAUCAAUAUCCUUUUGGAAUUGCAGUGCCUAGAACUGGACUAAGAACUCCAGGUAUUAUUGUUAUUACUAUUAUUAUUUUAUCCCACCUUUCUCCCAAUGUAGGCGGUAGUAGUAGUUGUAGUAGUAGUAGUAGUAGUAGCAUUCCAAAUUACUGGUUGUUAAUCUGCUGCUUACUUUGUCUUUAUUGUAUACUAGUUAGUAUUAUUGUAGAGAUAUUUUAAUCAUGUAAUGUUGUUUUAGAUUGUAUGUUGACUGGCAGGUUUUUAUUCUCCCCCUUAUUUUAUUCUCCCUUUGCUAUGUAAAGUGCUGUCCAAACUUUACAACGCUCUAUAAAUAAA
Sceloporus undulatus (fence lizard) is the source of this 3362-nucleotide messenger RNA. RefSeq names its product E3 ubiquitin-protein ligase TRIM7-like. Gene Ontology annotation, molecular function: zinc ion binding; protein binding. Bases 204 to 1655 code for a protein of 483 amino acids. Lineage: Eukaryota; Metazoa; Chordata; Lepidosauria; Squamata; Phrynosomatidae. The record is from RefSeq and is a predicted model, not a curated record. The transcript has 7 exons.